Molecule: messenger RNA, 1505 nt
Organism: Eubalaena glacialis (North Atlantic right whale)
Lineage: Eukaryota; Metazoa; Chordata; Mammalia; Artiodactyla; Balaenidae
Gene: CEACAM18
Product: CEA cell adhesion molecule 18
Exons: 6
Coding region: 82-1194 (370 amino acids)
Source: RefSeq, a predicted model, not a curated record
CACGGGGCCGUCUUCAACCUCGAGUACACUCGCCCGACGGCCACUCUCCUGGCCUGUGGGAUCUGCCAGGCCUCCAGCCAAAUGUACAUCGCCCCAGGCUCACUCAUAGGAGUGGAAAGAUAUUCAAGCCGCCUGGUCAUCGAGAACGCCCCUGGGGAUGCUCAGGAAUAUAGCUGGCAUCGGGAUGCAAAUGACACUGAAGGAAAUAUGAUUAUCACUUACAACACCACGUCUAAUUCCUGGCAGUAUGGGCCCAUGUACAGUGGCCGGGAAAGAGUGUCCAAUACAGGUACACUGAUGAUCCAGAGGUCACAAUUAAAUGACACGGGGAACUAUACUGUGCAGGUGGACGCCAUCAACGGGACCCAGAGGGCAACUGGCUGGCUCAAGAUUCGAGAGUUGGAAAUCCCGAGAAUCUCGGUCAACACCACCUCCGUAGUAGAUGACAUGGAUUCCGUGACUGCCACCUGCUACACCAAUGACAGCAAUGUCAAGUGGUAUGUGAAUUACGUACAGAUGUCCAGCAAUAUCCGGAUGAUAAUCUCGCCAGACAACAAGACCCUCAUCAUCCAAAGAUUUGGCCGCUUUGACUCACCACUUCAGUGUGGGAUAGAAAUUCUCCCAGAGAUUAUUCAGAAAAGUGAACCUAUCUAUGUGACAGUGGCCUAUGGGCCCUACGACGUGCUGCUCAGGAGUAAUCCCAGUGACUUCAGCGGCAUCCUGUUUGCUGAGAUCGGCUCCCAGGUGGAGGUGGUGUGUAUCGCCUAUUCCAGACCAGAAUCCAAGUACCGCUGGAUCCACAACGGCUCCCUCCUGAGCUUCUCAGAGGAAAACGUUACCCUCCCGAGUCUGACCUGGGACCAGAUGGGCAGAUACAGAUGCGUCGUGGAGAACCCCAUCACCCAGCUGACCUUGUAUGGUGAAGUGCAGGUCCAGGCGCCCUGGCACCCGAUGUUGUGCACAAGUUUCACCAUCUCAGGAUCCUUGGUGGUGCUUCUCAUCAUAGUGACAAUUCUGGGCGGCGUCCAGUUCUGUAUCGUCCUGACCCUCUACCUGAUCAGAUGUGACUCCACCAGGCAGAGGGCUCAGAGGCCUGUGACUUCGCUUGUGUCACCAGAACCUAGCACAGGGCCAGCCUGGCACGAGGAGACCUCAGGAAAUGACCAUUCAACAAAUGAACCAACGAGCCAGUGAUGACAAGAACUGGCCCAUGAUGACCCUUGACGGUGACUUCAUGGAGGCCAUCUCAUCUUAAACUAAGGCAUCAUGGCUCCCCUGUCAUGACGAAAACAUGGCCUCCACAGUGCCUGGCAAGUCACUCGUGACAUCACUCACCACAGACCCGCACACCCUGGGGCUGUGCACCUCUGUCUUGGGAUCCCUGAGGCUCUGGUCCCUUCAUCGUGAGGACCUUUGAGCCCUAGUUUUGGGGGGAUCUGGUUUGGGGACCCUGGGUCUCAGUUUCUGAGGCCAGGAUCUCUGGUCUCCUGCGUCUAAGAGAUCUG